This is a messenger RNA of Sinocyclocheilus grahami, 927 nucleotides long. Its product is annotated as UDP-N-acetylglucosamine/UDP-glucose/GDP-mannose transporter-like. The record is from RefSeq and is a predicted model, not a curated record. NCBI's taxonomy places the organism in Eukaryota, Metazoa, Chordata, Actinopteri, Cypriniformes, Cyprinidae. The transcript is spliced from 9 exons. Bases 206 to 922 code for a protein of 238 amino acids.
CCGCCACGCCCCGCCCCUCCCGAGACCCCGCCCCCUUGUCCUAUUAGUUGUCGUUCAGUUCGUGUCGUUUAAUGAAUUAUUAACAGCUUUUUGAUCAUGCAACGCAUUCAGCGUUUCUCUGGACACUAAUACAGCAUGUCAGCAGUCUCCAGACCAGCGAAAGAAGAGAAAGCUGCGAGGAUUAAAGUAGGAGCUCAAGACAAACAUGAUGUUAAAGGACGAGGUGAACCGCGCGAGACUCAUGAAGUUUGCUUCCGCCGUGUUCUACGCCUUCUGCUCGUUUUUUAUCAUCGUGGUCAAUAAGAGUAUAUUAACCGAGCACAAGUUUCCCUCGUUUAUGUUCCUCGGAAUCGGACAGAUGACAGCUACAAUCAUCAUCCUGUAUGUUGCCAAGAUGAACAAAGCCAUCCAUUUUCAGGACUUUGACAAAAGCAUUCCUGGGAAGAUAUUUCCCCUGCCACUGCUGUAUGUGGGGAACCACGUGACAGGACUGGGAGGAACUCAGAAGCUCAGCUUGCCCAUGUUCACUGUGCUCAGAAAAUUCACCAUUUUACUCACAAUGCUGAUGGAAUCCAGGAUACUGAGGAAAAGCUUCGCUCCGCCGCUGGUGUGCAGUGUUUUGGCGAUAGUCGUGGGCGCUCUGGUGGCAGCCAGCUCGGACCUGUCCUUCAAUGCAGAAGGAUACACGUUUGUUCUGCUAAACGACGUCUUCACGGCCGCCAGUGGAGUUUACACCAAGAAGAAACUGGGGAUGGAGGGUCUUGGUAAAUAUGGGGUUUUGUUUUAUAACGCUUUUAUCAUUAUUAUCCCAACGGUCCUGGCGAGCGCUUACACCGGAGAUUUAGAGAAGGCGCUAACCUUUGAAGGAUGGAUGUCUGUUACGUUCGUAUUUUAUUUUUUAUUGUCUUGUGUCAUGGGGUGAGUCCA